AAUAAAGGUAAAAAACACACACACACACUUGGAAACUAUUGGAACUGUUAUUGAUUAGCAAUCAAAACAGCCAUACCCUCCGCCCCAGAUAGGCAGCCUGUUUGGGUCCCAGCGGUCCACCGUCAUGACGCUCUGCAACGGGGCCUUUGACUCAUCGGCGGUCCUCUUCCUCGUCAUCGAGGCAAGAGGAACACGCUCUGACAUUUACCGUCAGCGCGGUUCUCAGUGAAUCAACAGCUACAUGCACCAUGCUAGCAUGUUCACACAAUAUUCACGUAGAUCUAUAGCUAAAUAAAACACCGAAUUAUUUCCUUGUUAUACGUUAAUACACACUAGACAGCUAUAAUGCAUUAAAAUUCUUUAUUAACUAUUUAUUAACUCGUUAUACUUUCAUAAACACUAGACGGCUAGUGUGUGUGUGUGUGUGUGUGUGUGUGUGUGUGUGUGUGUGGUAGUUCGCUUUGGGACGCUGGUGUGCCUGAUCAUGGCUCUGCGGCUGUGUUCUCCCUGCUGCAGUUCCCCUUCACCAUCCUGAUCAAUAGACUGCUAGGAGGAGACCCGCUCUGGUGAACGUGGUCCUGACACUGCUCUCUCUGUUGGCCUUCCUCCACCCUCUCAACGUUCACCUGCACUGUCGCAAGCUGGCCUCCCAGAGGUCCAGGAAGCCAGCCAGGACAUCCCUCCCCCUCUGUGUGUGUGAAUAAACGUGCCUUGGUGUGUGGGAGUGAAGUUAGUGGGUGUAGUAUAGGAGCUUGUGUGUGUGUGUGUGUGUGUGUGUGUCUACCCGCGUGUGUGUGUCGGCCCGUGUAGUGGAUCAUGCUGUGUUGCGAUGUGAGAGGUGGCGUGCGCCGCUGGCUCACGCUGGUCAGCGGCAUGGUGGAGUGCCUGUGCUUCUCGGGGGCCGUGUUCGGCUGGGCCUCGCUGGUGGUGGUCCUGAAGAGCGGGGGCUACUUCAGCUCGCUGUGUGUCAACGGCACGGGGCUGAACGGCACUGCCGCCAACGGAACCCAGGAACUAGACUGCAGCGGCCAGGACCAGCAGCUCUCCCUGGUCUUCACCAUCGCCGCCUUCGUCAACAACUUCCUGACGCUGUCCAACGGCUUCCUGUUCGACCACUUCGGCACCACCGUGUCUCGGCUGUUCGGCAUAUCACUGUACACCACAGGCGCACUGUUCGUGGCCUUCUCCAGUCCAGCUCUCUCCGUUCUGCUCUACCCCGCCCUCUCCUGCAUCGCCAUGGGGGGCAUCAUGCUCCUGAUCACCAAUAUGCAGGUGGGCAACCUGUUUGGCUCCCAGCGCUCUACCAUCAUCACGCUCUACAACGGGGCUUUCGACUCUUCCUCGGCCCUCUUCCUCGUCAUCAAGCUGAUGUAUGAGUCGGGCGUCUCUCUCAUGGUGUCUUUCGGCUCACUUGCGGCCUGCAGCGUUAUUCACCUGGUCAGGACCUUCCUGCUUCUGCCUGGAGGCCAUAUCCCCUACCCACUGCCCCCCUCAUACACAUAUGGCGUGACCUGCCGUAAAUCUGAAGUGUUUAGUCCCGUCACCGUGGACGAGGCCCCCCCGGUCCAGGCGAAGAGCUUCUGGAAGUGUGUUUUCUCCAGGCUCUUCAUGUUCCAGCUGCUGUGGCUGUCGGUCAUGCAGCUGAGACACUACCUGUUUAUCGGCACCCUAAACCCCACGCUGCAGAGGCUGGCUAAGGAGGAUCCCUCACUGGUGAGCCAGUACACCAAUGCCUUCGCCAUCACCCAGCUGUGCGGAGUGCUGUUCGCUCCCUGGAACGGCCUCAUCAUGGACCGACAGAAGAGCAGGCCCCGGGCUGCAGGGGAGACGGAGUCUGAGUCUGAUCUGCGUGCGGCUGUGCUCUCUCUGGCCCUGACCGCUCUGCUCAGCGUUCUGUUCUCAGUGAGCGCCUCCGUCCCCCUGCUGCCGCUGCAGUACCUCACCUUCAUCCUGCAGGUGCUCAGCCGCUCCUUCCUCUAUGGGGGCAACGCCGCCUUCAUCAGCAUCGCAUUUCCAUCAGUUCACUUUGGAAAGCUGUACGGCCUGAUCAUGGCUCUGUCAGCUGUGAUCUCCUUGCUGCAGUACCCGUGCACCAUACUGAUCAAAGUGUGGCUUGGAGGAGACCCGUUCUGGGUGAACGUGGCCCUGAUAGUGCUGUGUCUGACAGCCUUCAUUCAUCCUGUCAGCGUUCGCCUGCACUGUCGCAAGCUGGCCUCCCAGAGGUGCUAGACGGCAGGGGACCUCAUAUGAAUGGACUCCCUCUCUCCCCUCUUAUCCUCUCCUCUCCUUUCCUCUCAUCCUCUCCUCUUCCUUCCCCUCUUCUCCCCUCAACACGCACAAUUCAUGGGCAAAACCAGGCAGCCAAAACCAGGCGGUUACGCAGCGACAUGACAACAUUGUUUCUGACUGGAUUAUGUGGGGCAGAAUGCUGGGUUUUACCCACAGAGGAAAUACCAUGUAUUUUCAUAUUUUAGUCAAUAUUAUACAAAUAUUUUGAUACUGUGAGCCAACACCACAUUAGAAAUGUACAAAUGUUUCACAAAUGUUUACUUGAAACCAAGCUAAUUUGUUAUUCCAAUAUAUUGUAUUUAGCCCAUUUGAGCCAUGGCUGGUUGGAUUGUACUAUUUGAGUAAUGUUUGUAUAGCUCAAACUCAUCCACAAUCAAACCCUUUCAAAUAUUAGAGGGAAGGGGACAAAAAUUGUAUAUUGUCUUUUUUGCAUCAUUUAUUUUUGGCAGUAUUCUUCAGCGAACGUUGAGGCCUAUUGUCCUGAUGGGGUGCUGCUGGUGCUGCAGCACCCCCUGUUGGCUGAGAGUGAAAGACUUACGCAGCGAGGCUAAAGGGCUGAUUAUGGUCCCAUGUUCACGCAACGCAAGGGGGUUACGGACCACUUACGUCCUUGCGGACCCUCCUUGCGUCAAGGGCCUGACGUGCGCCUCCCAAAAGUAGACCUCUGAGGAAUAAGUCCCGUCUCCAUGUUUAAAUGUCUAUGGAAAAUAACAUGGGGGGUUUUGAAUGAUCGUACAUGACAAACUCUGUGAAAAGGUAACAACUGCUCAGGUUUUGGAUUGUCGGGGCCGUCAGUAAACUAUUAUAAAUGCUAACCGGGAGCUAGUUCUGAUCUGCGCAGACUUCAUACGUCAUACUUGUCAGGGAGGCGGGAGUUGCUCGCAACUAUUCACGACCUAACGUGAUUGUCAUUUCACGCGUGAACGGACGAGCAGCGUUGGUGCCACCUCCUCCGUAGGCGGGCUCUGGUGCCAUUUCGGUGAAGACAAACUAUGAAACAUUGCCGUUGCUAUGCAACCUUGACUGGGAGAGUCGUGACGUCCUAAGUCGGCGCAGAUCUGCAUUAGCAUAAUGCUUCGUCAUAAUAGUUAACUACUUUAACGGCCCCGACAAUCCAAAUCCAAAGUGGAAUCUAGAUGGAAAAAACUUUUACUUCUUCGCCACCUACAGAGUUUGUCACGUACGAUCAUUCAACAUCCCCAUGUUAUUUUCCAUAGACAUUUAAACACGGAACCAAGAGCCUCGGAGGCGGGACUUAUUCUCCAGAGGAGUAACCUUCUGUCGAGGCAACGCAGCAGCAAGGGCUGUGAUUGAUCCGUUUACUAAAACCCGAUGCAGAACCAAAACAGGUUCACGACUGUGUCGAAGCGUCUGCGUGGUCCUUGCGUUGCGUGAACAUGGGUCCAUAAUCAGCCCAUUAUUUGUUGAGACAGAUUCUAUUGUGGAAUAGAAUCGUUGGUGUAUGCUGAGUUGUUGACAAAAUGAUUUCCUUUCACACACUAAACGAUCAAAACUGUUCAAUGUAUCUCACUUGAUCCCUCAUGUUUUCUAAAUUAGAAAAUGUGUCAAGUGUGUAUCCAUGAAGGAGAGAUGUAGCCUAUUACAUUUCUUGUUGUUGCUUCAAUGUCUUGUCUUUUAAUACGAAAGUACAAAAUUAAGAUUAUGCAUUGUUCUCAGCAUUUUAAGAUGACCCUUUUUUAUUUCCAAAGUGUACAAAAUUAUGAGCCUCACAGAAAUGAAUAUUUUGCCUCAUGUUUUUUUUCAUCAAUACAAAUUAUUAUUUUCCAGUAAAGGCUAUUUUCUCCAAGCUUCUUUCCAAUCAUAGACAUCAUAAUAAUUCCUUUGUAACCGGGAAAUGAGGGGAAGCUCUAAACAGAUCAUAUUUUAAUUUACUGAGUGGGAUUAUGGCUCACUGUAUCAGUGUGACUAUUGCUCACUGUAUCACACAUUAGCAGACUCCCUGCCAUGUUUGUGAGGGUUAAAUGUCCAACAGUUGAAAGGGCAGAAGGGCAGUUGAAAGAAAUAACACAUGGGAGGCAGGGAGAAAUACAGACAGGCCCUUUAGGCAGAAGCUUCCAGUAGGGCCAAACUGACUUUUGCUGCUGGACUUUCUUCAGCACCCGACACAUAGAUGGUGGUGGUGGGAGUCAGAGUGAUGGUCUCAUCACAUUACAUUUACAUUACAUUUAGGGCAAUUAGCAGACGCUUUUAUCCAAAGCGACUUACAAUAAGUACAUUCGUCUUAAGAAGUGCAUCAAUAUAUCACUGUCGGUACAGAAAGGAUGUUCAUAGAACCAAGUGCAAGUACCACAAUCGCUAGGCUAAUCAAUUCCCUGUGUUACAGCCAUGAUAGCAGCUACUGCAG
Molecule: messenger RNA, 4654 nt
Organism: Gadus chalcogrammus (walleye pollock)
Lineage: Eukaryota; Metazoa; Chordata; Actinopteri; Gadiformes; Gadidae
Product: equilibrative nucleobase transporter 1-like
Exons: 13
Coding region: 817-2229 (470 amino acids)
Source: RefSeq, a predicted model, not a curated record